AUGAUUCACAAUAGAGCAGCUUGGAUUCCUCAGGUGCGCGGACAGCUCGAGGUCCGGGACGGGCCUGAGCCUCAGGUUGGAGAGUUUGAUGUUCUCAUUGAGAAUAAGGCGGUUGCGAUUAAUCCUGUGGAUUGGAAGAUUCGGGACUUCAAUGUCUUGGGCAAGAAGUAUCCAAUAAUCAUUGGUGAAGAUGUUUCUGGGAAUGUUGUCGAAGUCGGCUCUUCAGUCACCAAAGUCAAGAAGGGCGAUCGUGUCCUAGCUUAUUGCAUCGGACUCGGUACAAACAAGCCUAUAAACGCUGGGUUUCAGAACUACUCAGUUGUGCCUGAAAUCACACUUUCGCCAUUUCCGGAAUCCAUGUCAUACGAACAGGCAGCAGUUGUUCCGCUGGGUGUAUCGACUGCUUCGGCAGGCCUGUACCAGAAGGAUUGCUUGAAUUUGCCCUAUCCCAAACCAGGCUCCCGUGAGCCCACUGGCACGUCCAUCCUCGUAUGGGGUAGCAGUGGCAGCGUGGGUGCGAAUGCAGUCCAGCUGGCGGCCGCUUCCGGAGUACAUGUGGUCGCAACAUGUUCGAAGAAAAACGCCGAUUUCGUGAAAGGCCUCGGUGCGAAACACGUAGUUGACUACAACGAUGAAUCAUCGGUUGAUCAGAUCGUCGAAGCUUUGCAGGGGACCAAGUUUGUUGGCGCUUAUGACUCCAUCUGUCUUGAAAACACAUGGAAAGCUUGUGGAGCCGUGGCAGAGAAAAUGGGGGGUGGCCUUAUAAUUGGUACGCUACAGCCUCCAGAAAACAUUGAGCUCGGCGAGGGCGUGAAAGCUAAGGGCGUCUUCGCUAUCACCAUUGCCCUGCAGCAACCGGAGGUCGGCAAUGCCAUCUUUCGAGACUACCUCCCUGCAGCAUUGAAGUCUGGAGAGUACAAAGCUAAGCCAGAUCCCAAGGUAGUCGGCCAUGGGCUAGAAAGUAUCGCAGAUGGCUUUGCAGCGCAGAAGAAGGGGGUCUCGGCUGCGAAGGUGGUGGUCACAUUGUGA
This is a messenger RNA of Endocarpon pusillum Z07020, 1029 nucleotides long. RefSeq lists its product as uncharacterized. The coding region runs from base 1 to 1029 and encodes 342 amino acids. The transcript is spliced from 4 exons. Gene Ontology annotation, molecular function: oxidoreductase activity, acting on NAD(P)H. The record is from RefSeq and is a predicted model, not a curated record. NCBI's taxonomy places the organism in Eukaryota, Fungi, Ascomycota, Eurotiomycetes, Verrucariales, Verrucariaceae.